CUAGAGGGCAUGAGACAAAGACUCCACUCAGAUACAAGUAGACUCCAAAAAAGGACGGUAAUCCGUAAGCAAGCGGAUUCCCGAUGAAAGAGCCUGAUUAGCCACUACAUGGGCAGCUCUGUUAAAGCUCCGAGGAGCAAAAUGACACGACACUGGUUUGAUGUGGAUGAUAUUUUUUUUGUUUUCCAAAUGGAUGAUCUCUUCUAAGUUAGAAUUUACAACCACAACCAAAGUUGUAGAGAAAGACAGUGGAUCCGAAAGAUGUGGCUUCAGUCUGUAAUACUAGGAGGAGCGGGCAGGAGCUCAGUUGUUUCCUCUCUCACCAAAAGGGCUGCAACUCCAGCUGUAAUAAGCCCUCCUUUUCCUUUAGUUUGACUUGGGAGUUGGUUGGGUUUUGUGAAAAAUAAGUAGCAGUAGGAGGAUGCUACAGCCUGAUAGAUGUCCGAUGAGCAAUCGCAUCAACAGUGGGAUAAACAAGAUCUUUGUGCUGGCACAAUUCAAUUCAAUAUAACUAAAUAGACACUUAGCUCGCAUUUACUUUGGAAAUGGUAUCAACCUUGGGCAUGGAUUUGUGGAGGUUCAAGCAGAAACUCAAACCGUUGGGAAAGUAGAAUUGAAUUGGUUCCAAGGAACUGUUGAUGCUAUCAGGGAAUUCAUAAGGGUGUUUCAGGUGAUUAUUGCUGCAAAAAGAAAAAAAAAAAGACUAUCAAUCCUUCUUUGUCUUAGGAUACACCUGACCCUGAAAAUUUAUCCACCUUUUUAGUAUGAUGCAAAGAACAGGAAUGUCGAUAAUCUCUAUCGAAUGGAUUAAAUCGACUUUGUGCAGGUAAUUCGCCAUUGCAUUUGUUCAUGAAACAUAAAUUCAUUUGUUCAUUUUUGGCCUGUUUUCUUAAAAGUUUGUUACGUACUCAUCAACAUGUUGAUAGCAAUGCGGAAAUCACCAUUUCAUGUGAAGCAGUUGGUGAAAGGUUGGAUCUUUCGCACAGUUUCUCUUCAGUUGACUUUCGAUACAUUGUUUAGGCUCAAAUAUGACAUUGGGCGCUACUUUGGUAGCCGUGCUUCGAAUUAUGGGUUGGCGAAAUUAGACAGCAGGGGUAGAGCAAUUCAGUUUGCUAAGAAGCCAAAGGGCGCUGACCUCAAAGUAAUGGCAAAAAUCGAGCUUACAGCCUCAUCAUACGUCGCCUUCACAUCUGACAACGAAUUGUAGAAGACGACAUAAGGGGGAGCAGAAGUGGUGCGUGGUAAUCCCAGAGGGAGAGGACACGUGAGCCAUUGAUGAGAUCAUGCAAUACAAGUAGAAUAGCAUGAAGCAUGAAGGUGAAGAUUGCGGAUGGAAGGGCAAACAAAAUAAAGAAUAGGUGAAGGAAUCUAAGGUUGAACUUGGACACGUAAAACUGGAAGUUUAUGUUGUUGCAAUUUUGGGAGGCAAAAAAAUGAAGACACGCUGAAAUAAGAAAUGCAGAUGCAUAAC
Molecule: messenger RNA, 1471 nt
Organism: Linum trigynum
Lineage: Eukaryota; Viridiplantae; Streptophyta; Magnoliopsida; Malpighiales; Linaceae
Source: the annotation of a GenBank genome assembly